Messenger RNA from Anopheles coustani, 11592 nucleotides. RefSeq lists its product as uncharacterized. Lineage: Eukaryota; Metazoa; Arthropoda; Insecta; Diptera; Culicidae. Bases 1 to 9708 code for a protein of 3235 amino acids. Gene Ontology annotation, molecular function: calcium ion binding; serine-type endopeptidase activity. The record is from RefSeq and is a predicted model, not a curated record. The transcript is spliced from 28 exons.
AUGAAGAGUGUGGGCCUAUUGGUGGUGGCCGCCGCCGUCGUGCUGGUGACCGUGCGCGACUGCACGCUGGCCGGUGCGGCCAUGCUGUCGGAAAUGUCCAGCCCGGGCGGUACCGGGCUCGGCACACCACUGCUCGCCGACUCGGUCCACGAGGACGGACCGGCUGAGGAGAGGCUCCGACCGCUGCUGGUCUUGCCGAAGGAUAGUACGGAGCCAGCUGAGUCGAAGCCGAACCCGCUGAGCCUGGGGAGCCUGCUGAUGCCGAGAGGGCAGCUUGGGGGGUACGCGCAUCAGCGCACCACCGACACCGAGGAAGAGGACGAGGUGGACAACGUAGAAGAGAUCGAGCGAGCUAGUCGAGGCGUGGAGGAGGUGGAAGAGGUGGAAGAAGAGGAGGUGGAAGAGGAAGAUGACCUUGGCCGGGAUCGAGAAGGAGAGGAAGAAGAAGAAGAAGAGGAUGAAGCAGAUGGCGAGCCGGCCGGAUCGCGGGACAAGACACUGGUAGACAGUGACGAGAGCCGCUUCUCGUUCUACUCGCACCCGGCAGCGCAAGGCCAUGGAAUCGGUUCGAAGAUGGCAGCGGAGCUGCAGCAACGCAAUCCGUGCGAUUCCGCCAUUCUCGAGUACCUGAAAUCGUCCGAGCACGUGGUCCCGGUGAGGCGCAGCCCUGAGGAGGAGGACUCCAACUUCUACAUCGACGUGAGCCACGAUGCGCUUGAAACUUACACCGGGAUUGUACCAGGAAUUGACUACAAAGUGGAAGUAAGACGAUCGCCGAGUACAGAAAUUCGUGACUUCUACAUCGAGUCACUGAUCGGGGAGUUCCCGCAGCACGGUUCUACACCUCCGGACGCACUACCGUUCGGAAAGUUUGCGACGGACUACAGCGAGUUCGCUAGCCGACAAAUAAACACCGGCGGCUACCAGCAGCCACCGACCGACACAGGCAGCAUACCGCGCAACACCUGGAUCGACGAUAUGGAGAAGGACUGGUUGCAUCAUACGUUCGCCACGCGGCAGCAACAGCGACACCAACAGCAACCGGUACCGGAGGCGGUGGGUCAGCGGGUUGUGUUCGGUGAGCCCUUUCCGGCCUACUACGAACCGUCGCUCCGCAGCAACCGAGAGCGCGACACCGAGGAGGACGAGGAGGAGCAAAACUCGAUCGAGUUCGACGAGGUAGACGACUCCCGGCGGCGAACUUCGGCCGCUAGGGCACGCGCAUGCCCCGGGAAUGUGUGGCAGGAGGAGUUUAUGUUCGAUGAGCGCUCGACUAUCAGGUGGUCCGUGCCGCCGAAGACAAGCGCUUACCAGAGCACGGUCGGCUUUGGUGACACGUUUAACAGAAGUAGUUCCAACGAGGAGGUUCAGCAGCGGCAGAGCAGAACCCUUUAUUUUAGAAUACUAUAUCGUACAAUGACUAGCUAUGUGGUUUACGAAUUGAUCUACACAAUGGUGCUUUUAGAAGAAUGUAGUUUAUUUCUGAAGCAUGGCCAAGGUACGAUCGCAUCGCACCAGCUACCGAGCGGCUUCCAGGACUGCAGCGUCACGUUCCCGUCCCAGCGGGCGGACCAGCCGGAAGAGCUGCCCGGUCUGCUGGUGCAAUUGACGCGGCUGAACACCCCAUGCCGUGCCGGGGGCUUCCUUCGGUUCGUACCGGACCCGAGUCAGCGCGGCGUCGACGAGCGAACAACGUCAAGCAACAACGCCCAUCAAAUCAUAUCACUGUGCGGCAAGCUGGAGGAGCUACCGGCCAGCGAGCGCGCAUUUCACUUUCAACCACACCGCAAUACAACACUGCACCUGCACAACCAGCCACUGUUCAGCCUUCAGUAUAGACUCGUAGACUUUUGCUACAACAUGACGCUCCAGGAUCAGAACGGCACGGUGCGGCUGGGGCCGAGCCGGUCGUCGCUAGAUUGCUACUUCAAGAUACACGUACCGUACGGCUACCGGAUCGCCCUGCAGCUGUGGACGAACGACUGGCAGCUGGAGGCAGCACACAACGGUUCGGGCUCCGGUGCCCGGUACGAACCCAUCGAGCUUAUCGCACUCGAGACCGUGCUCGCGGGACAGCAGCUGGCAGAACCGGUACGCUGCUCCUCCACCGGUGGCAUGCUGAUCGAGCUGUACGAGGACAGUCUCCGACGCUGGACGUCCUGCAUCAACGGCAGCACAAAACCCGCCCGCUACUCGCUUCUGUCGAGUAGCAACAAUCUAGUCAUUAAAGUGACCAAAUUGCCCCUGCUUGGGACGACAGCGGACUCAGCUUCAUCGUCAUCGUCAUCGUCAUCCUCAUCUUCGCCCACAUCUACAGCUCCUUCAGUCGAACAGCUUGGCAGCGGGCCGUCGUCUCCAUCUCUUCUGUUCGAGUACAGGGCGCACCCGAUCGAACCCAUUACUUCACGUUGUGCCUUUGGUUGGAUAGCAACCGCACAGUUCUGUAUCUCUUCCAUCGAGCGGCGACUUCCGUGGCAAGAGGCGGAGCUGGAAUGCAACCAACUCGGUGGUCACCUUGUAUCCAUACGGUCCAGCGAAGACCAGCAGCUCAUCGAUCAGCUGCUGUUCAAUAGCCCGGGCUACAAGGAUGACAAUGCCUACUGGAUCGGAGCGUCCGAUUUGGUAGUGGAGGGCGACUUUAGGUGGAACGACAAGUUUUCAUUUUCCUACACAAAUUGGUUUCAAGGAUGGGUACACCAGGAGCAUUACAACCGCCAGCCAAACGAUGAUGGGCUGAGCGGGCAGGAUUGCGUCGAGAUUCGUCGCCACUUUCAGAUCGCGUCCAGCAGCGGACAAACCACUCCCACCAUGAGCCCGCUGACGAUGUCCUACAUGUGGAACGACCGCAACUGUGACGCACGGAACUAUUUCAUCUGCGAGCGAAUGAUGGAUGAAGAGCUACCGGAACGCCUGUGGAACGAGGCGGAAUGCAACGUGACGGUAUCGCUGAGCUCCGAACGGUCGAAGACCACCAUCUGGAGCCCUGGAUUCCCUCAGAUGUACCCGGACAGUGUCGACUGUUACACCCUCAUUCUGGCCCCGCCCGGCUACAGGGUAGUGCUGGACUUCGAGGAGAUGGUGCUGGAGAAUGAACCUCUAUGCUAUUAUGACUACUUGCAACUGGUAGAGCCCGACGGUGACGGCCCGUACGUGUCGCCAAAGGUGUCCAGCUCCAACACGGUGCAGUUUCGGUUUCGCAACUCACGCCACAGCGGCCGAAACAGCGUGCAGCAUCGGCGGAAAAACUCCAAGCAAGGUGGAACCACGGCCCUCCCUACCGCCGGAAGUGGCAGCAAUGGUGAUGCUGCGAGCCACCCGGACCGUCGCAGCGACAUCAACUUCAACGUACCGAGCAUCGUGCUGCAGCCGAACGAUUCGCGCUACACCAGCAGCCUACCGCUACCCGAGCUGAGCCUGGGCAGUGUUCCGCGGAAAAUCUGCGGCGACUGGAGCACCAAGCUGAAGCUGCUCCGCUAUGUGACCAGCGGUCCAACGCUCGGGCUCCGCUUCGUGUCCGACUACUCCAACAGCUACGGUGGCUAUAAGGCCAAAAUCUCGAUGGAAAACGUCACGUCGGAGUGUCACGAUGAGCGCUUCAAGGCGUACAACAACUCCUGCUACCUGAUCAUCUCGUACCCGGACGUGGACUGGACCACCGCCCAGCAGAUUUGUCGCGGCAUCGGUGCCCAGCUGGCUUCCAUAUCGACAACCGACGAGCAGCGGUUCAUCACCUCGAACAUUCGCAACAGCAUCGACUACACGCCCCGGUCACUGUAUUGGGUUGGAGGAGAAAUCACCACCAACGGGAACCUGGAGUGGGUAGAUGGUGUGAAGCUGUUAUUUGAGGGCUGGCUUCCCGGGCAACGGCCAGAGCCGUCCGACACGCUCAAGCUGUCGUCCUGCCUGGGUCUCCAGUGGAAGGUCUCACCGACGCCGAUGAUCUCCUCCGGGUUGCACUGGACGGCCCAGAAGUGCUCGAUGAUUGGCGGCUACGUUUGCAAGAAGCCGCGUCCCAAGCUGGACGAAACGAUGGUGAAGAACCAAACGCUUACCGGCACCGAAGGCCACAUCCUCUCUCCCGGCUAUCCGAACCCCUACCCAGCGCAGACGGACUUCUGGAUACGGAUCGUCGCCCCGGAGCACAACCGCAUCAUCAUUCAGUUUCAGAAUCUUGACCUCGAGCACCAGGAUGAGUGUCUGUACGACUAUAUCAGCAUUCAGAACUACCCGAUUGUACCCAGCUCACCGGCGGCGUUCUUUGGGGGGAACGAAGCGAGCGGCGUGGCGCCGGUGGCGGAGGUGUACCACGGAGCUGCGAAUGGUAGCAGUGGCGCGACGCCAGUGAACAAGAAGCAGACCAACUUCGAGACGUUUCCUUCGACGAGCAACGCACGGCCAACGGAGACGCCCAUCUCGACCGGGCGUCAGAUCCGUGGACCCCGACGGAGGAUCCGGUACGUCAGCAGCUCCGGAGCGGAGUACGGUAUCAGCGAUCCGGACGGUGCGACGCGGGAGAAGGCGAACGGUAUGGCACCGACGCUGCUGGCAAGCUCGAACGUGAACCACAACGAGCUGCACCCGUCGUUUCUGCCGUAUGUUCGCUGGUGCGGUUCGCACGACGUCAACAUGGCACGGUUCAACUUCAUCUCGACGGGCAACGAGGCGAUCGUGCGCUUCCACUCGGACUUUUCCAUCAGCGGAGCGGGCUUUUCGGCCACCUGGAGCACGGUCGACAUUUCCGGCUGCCCGCUGCAGACGAUCACCUCCAAGGAGGGUUCGAUACGCAGCCCGAACUAUCCGUACUUUCUGCUGAACAACCUCGACUGCACCUACGUCAUACAGGCUCCGUACGGGCGCCGCGUCUGGCUGGAGUUUUUGGUCACCGAUCUGGCGCACGAAGCGACCCUGCAGGUCGACAUCGCCGACGGUCCGUUCGAGCCGUUCGCGGACGAGUCGCAUGUCAACGACGGUGUGUUCGUGAGCAACGGCGAGCGGCUGGUGGUACGGUUGAAAACGGGCGCAAUGCCACGGGGCAAAGGAUUUCAAGCGGUCUUCAAGACACUGGCCCAUGUAAACGAGCAGCGGUAUUUAAUGCUGUCGAACAAGACGACCGGCAUGCUGUACUCGCUCAACUAUCCGCAAACAAUGCCGUACGGGAUCGACUACACGCAGCAUCUGAUCGCGCCUCUUGGUGAGGUAAUCCUGUUGGAGUUGUACGGAGUCGGCUUCAGCCAGCAUGGUUGCCAUCAGACCGGAUUCAUUGAGAUCUAUGACAACUAUACCGACAGCAAUGGUACGCUGUGGCACUUGUGUGAGCAUCACGCAGCGGGAAAGGCCGGAAGCUCUCCGGACGACCUGGAAGAUGGUGGACGGGCGGAGAACGCGGACGGACACUACCAUCCGUUGGGUCACGGUGCGGCAGCGUUGCGCGAAGCGGGCGGCAGCAGCCACCCGGCUCUGACGAAACCGGCCCCGAUCUACAUCACCUCCUACCUGAACACCAUCCACAUCCGGCAGCGCAACGUCAACGGCACCGGCAUCCGGCUGAACGCCACCGUGCGCCUGCAGGAGGACGCCGGCUACAAGAUGAAGCUGAUCUCGAACGCCGACGAGUGGGUCGAGAGCUGCAAGCCCAACCCGUGCCAGUACGGCGGCAAGUGCAUCACCAGCCACAAGCGGGGCCUCUGCCAGUGCUACGGCCACUUCACCGGGCGCUUCUGUGGCCUGAACAUCUGCGAGCUGGAGCCCUGCUUUUUCGGCAAGUGCGAGCUCACGCCCAACAGCUUCAAGUGCAACUGCCAGCCGGGCUUCGUCGGGCAGCGGUGCGACCAGCGGCAGAAGCCGUGCGCCGACAAUCCUUGCGAGAGCCGGGGCGAGUGCUUCGAGAAGAACGGUGGCUUCUUCUGCCGCUGCCACGCCUGGUGGGAAGGGCCGCGCUGCGAAAAGCGCAUGAUGCACAUCCCGUACAAGCCACUGUCGGAGCGGAUGCUGCAGGAACCGUUCUGGCUCGGACUGAUCACGGUGUUCGUCGUGCUCGCCGUCAUCGGGCUGGUCUGGUGUGCCAAGCGCCACUUCCCGGAGAAGAUCGAGAAGCUGCUCGCCGACGAGACACAGAUCAACCGAAGUACUACCUCUAAGUACAAGCGCACGUUCCCACCGCACCAUCUAAACACGGCCUUGCGGGAGCAGUUGCAAGCUUCCGCCGGAACCGUGCCCUCGUCGAAUGCCACCACGCCCGCCUCGCACCGGACGAUCUUUGGACGAUUGGGUAUAAGAAAACCAUCCAUAUUGAGUCUCAGCAGCCCACAGCAAGUUGGAGGGGCUACCGCUAGAACAUUUUCUUUAGAUGAUCUCUUACGGCCCCCUCCUCGACGCACUCCGUCACCGCGGAAGAAGCGAAACAAUUCCACGCCGACGAAGAAGAACGUCAACGAGAAGAAGCAGAUCCUGCAGCAGCUGGUAUCGCCCGCCCAGAACGCAGCCACCAAACAAGUAAGCCUUGGCGAGCUGAUACAGCUGUCCGAGACGCGGCUGAAGGCGCAGAGCUACGCCGAUGCCGAGGCCGCCGGCCUCAAGGAGACGACGUUCUCGGAGAACUCGCUGUCGGUCACGUCGAUGGUGCGGCAGAUCUCCGAUCCGAAGCUGGAGAAGAAGGUCACCUUCGCCCGGCUGCUAAGUAAGGUGUCCGCCGAGAUGAGCUCCGGCUCGGAAGACCUGGCAAAUGGAGCGAAGCAUUCUAGUGCGCUAAGUCUUCCGAACGAGGUGCCGGCACGCGCCAACUCCGUGCCGCCGUCACCGUGCACAAACGAAAUCCGGUCGCCGCACAGCACGUCGUCGAACCAGGGCAGCGACUCGCUGUCCAGCUCCGAGCUGGCCCUGCACGACUUCGGGCUGCGCAGCAGCGCGCGGCGGCAGCGCCCGAAGGUGUCCAGCGCCGACUCCAUCCUGGCGAUGUUCAAGAACUUCGCCGCUUCCAGCAGCGCGCUCAACACGCUGCCCUCGUCGAUCGUCAUCUCGCCGUCGUCCACGCCGACCGCCUCCAGCCCGCAGGACGACGUGCCGGGCGACGACGACUCGUCCACCUCUUCCAACCAAAACACGCCCGUCAGCUACUCGAGCGGCGGCGGUGCGUCCGACUCGCCCGUCUUCUACCGGCAGAGCACGAUCGAGGUGCCGGUGCUGGAUGCGCUCAGCGCCCACAAGUCUACCCCGACGGCCAUGGCCGGCGGUGGGGGCGGCAGUGGUGGUGGUGGUGGUGGUGGCGGUGGCGGCGGCGGCGGCAGCAGCGGUAGCUCAUCGGGCGGCUCCGGCCAGCUCCAUCCGCCGACCAUACUGCUCGAGAUUCCGAGCAAUGGCAUCAACAACAAGUGUCUGUCGCCGAUCCGCGAAAUGCCGACGCCGAUUCCGUCGCCGGCGCUGACCCCGAUCAUGCCGCGCCCGCAGCGGUCCAUCCGCUCGCCGCAGGCCCUGCACGACGAGUCCAUGUCCGUCACGUUCAACGCUAGCUUUGACGAGUACCACAAGCCCCACCAGCUGUCGAUCGAAAUAAGGCCACCGUCGCCGCCGGACGACGCCGGUCGGUGCGACUACUCGUCGUCGUCGCAGAGCGACACCACGGUCGACGGUGCGCCGACCGGUCCGACCGUCUCGAUCGACAUCCAUCCGCCGACGCCGGAGCACCGCAGCCCGGAGCGGCCGCGCGAUCUGAUCAUACCGGAGCUGAUCAUCCAGCAGCCGAGUCCGACUCGCGAGCGCACGAUGGUGGUGAUCUUUCCGCCCGGGUCGCCGCCGCCGCAGCGGGCGAACCAGCACCCGUUCGAUACCGGCCUGCCGUCGCCGUACGGGACGGACGCCGGCAGCGGCAAGCAACAGUACCACCAGAAAAGAUUCCUCAAGCAGUGGGAGAAGCCGACCUCGCUCGAUCUGCCCUUCGAUCCGCCGAUGAUAACGAUCACCUCCAACAGCAACGAGGUGGUGUCGGACGCCGACAUACCCUCGCCGGCCCAUCCGAUGGGCCACCCGAAGCAGGCGGGGCUCGGGCCACCGGGUAGCGGCGGGGCGGCCGGCAUGUGCUACCUGAGCCCGUUCUCGAUGUGCAUCCGCGGCGAUCGCGCUCCGUCCGAGAGCAACCUCAGCUCGUCCGGCUACUCCAGCAUGGCGAGUCCCGGUCCGAGUCGGUGCGGCUCCAGUAACCCGCUCUUUCCGCACGAGUCCGACGAACCGGGGUCAGGUCCGGCUGGCGGCCCCGGCUACUCGGGCUUUCACUCGCUCAUCAACAACCGACGACAAUCAUCCUCGAAUGUGAGGAAAAAAUCGGCCGACAGUGGCGCCACCGGUGGCGGGGGUGGCGGCGGUACCACCGCCGGGCCCGCGACCGGCUUCGGCCACCAUCAUCACUCCUUCCGGCUGCGCUCCGACUCGGAGACGCUGUCCGACGAGCCGCUGCUCGAGUCGAACGACGAGGGGAUCGGCACCGACCAUCUGGACGAGAAGAUCGAGGAGGGCGAAAUACGCAGCGCCAAGGAGCUCGAGCUCUACCUCGGCAAGGAGCUCAUCCAGAGCGGGCAGGACAUCCUCAGCCAGGAGAAUCUCGCCAUGUCCCAGCUGCAGCUACCCUCCAUCGUCAUCCAAUCCGACGCAGGGUGCGACAAGCUGUCACCCGUUUCGUCACGCUCGGACAGUCCGCUGAGUGAGCGCAACGCCAGCCUGGAGCGCUUCUCGUCCAUGUUCUAUGGCAAAAAGGACCAGCACCUGCCGUUCACCGACUCCGACGGCCUGUACGACUUUCCCUCCUCGGACGGCAAGGGUGCUGGCGGUGGUGUCGGCACCAGCUCGCACCGCAAGAGCGCCGGACGCAGGAAGGAACGGCGUGUCGCCCGCUCGACCGUCUCGCUGCAAUCGCCCUCCAAGGCAACGUCGCCGCUGCUGGAGCUGCCCGGGGCGGCCAAGUUCCCCAGCACCGCACCGACGGCGCGCAAAAGCCCCAAGCGUCGUGUCCACCGGCAACCGCUGGCCAGCAGCUCGUCCUCCACCGAGUCGUUGACGUCCAUGCGCGAGAAUGCAACGCGAGCGAUCAAAGGUAUCCACCACUAUUCCGGCCGAGAUCCGUGCGGAGUGGCACAUCUGUCGACCUCGAAAGUAUCAGCAGAUGUGUGCGACUAUGGUGACGAUACAGGUGAGGAAAUAUCUAGCCAGAUACUACCGAAGGCGCCCGUCCCGGAGGAGGUACGAAAGCCGUCGCACAAAAUUCGACGGCUGAAGGCGAUAGGCAAUCAGAUCAGGUUCUUGCGCCGGCUCGAACGAUCCAUCCACAAGAAGGAGCAACCAUCGGCGCCGCAACCCGAGGAGGAAUCGCAGGGUGUUAGCGGGAGUGCUGGUGGCGGCGUCAAGGAAUCUCCGAAGAUGUCCUCCUCGCCGCUGAUCAAGUUCAAGCAGUCGCAGAUCGACGAGGAAGACGAAUCGGAGGAGGGCGAUGAGGAUAGCAAGAGCACGUACUUUGCCACCACACUCAGUAAGCAACAACAGCAGCAGCACCAGCGACUACUUCCGCCGUGCGAUUCGAACACGGCCGCUUUGGGAGCCAACUCACGGCAGCACGGGAAAAUCUCACGCCAGCGGCGCGUGCUCAGCCACGAUUGCUACGGGACGAAGCCUUGGGCGGCCGAAGCGGAGUGCAAGCUGCUCGGCGGGGAGGUGAACAGCGACUGAAGCGGCAAACCCGACAAAUCCGGUGCCUCCUCCGCUUCCCUCCAGAUUGCGUCCAUUUUCCGGCACCCACCCCCUUUCGACUCCGACGGUGGCAAAGCUCGGGACGUGUAUUAAUGUUGCUAACAAAAAGAACACACACACACACACACACACACACCCACACGGAAUGGAGCAUUCGCUAAGCUGCGAGUAAGAUUGUUAGAACAUUUAGAUCAUCAAAUCCACAACGUGUCAUUCCGAAGGAGCGACUUAGGUGCUCAUUAACCGUAACGUAUCCGGAGCGAAGCAGAAAUACUCAAAUAACCCCUCCACGCACAGUGCGUCCUGGUAGAACACCCGUACGGGACAACGCAAUGGCAAUACCCUUAGUACACUACACGCAAAUAUACAAGAGAACAGUGAAAGUGGAGGAUUCGUGCCGGAGUAAAAAAAAAAACAACCAUCAACGGCAACAAAAUAAACAUAAAAACAAAGCAAAACAAACCCCGAACCGAGUGCAUUAUAGCUCGGAUUUUUUCCCCCAACCUUUUUAAUCGGUACUAUACUAGGAUUGUACGGUCCCUCCCCCGUUUAAAUAAACAUCUAUCGAAUUGAAAUGCGCGCUAACUAAUGGCAAAAAAAAAAGUUUGCAAAUGUUUAUAUGUGUUCAGUUGAUCUAAUCGUUUUUACCGAGUUGCAUAUUGCGUAUGUUGUGAAGAUGUAAAGUAUUAUUAUUACAAGCAAAAACGAUGAUGAAAAGAAAAACAAACCAACAAACAAACAAACAAACAAACAAACAAACAUAUAAAUAACGUUAGAAUCGAAAAAGUAGCAAUUUCACUCUCACGAGCACUCUACACUUUUUUAAACGGUCAUCCUUACGAUCAGCAUAGAUAUAACCAUACACACGCCCAUCUACGUACCACUUGUACACCACGUACUCCCACACAUACACACACACAUACACAGAUACAUACGUAUAUAAAAAAUAUAUAUAUAGUAAAGGAUAACAAUGUGGACAAUUGAUACAUCACCCGAGCAGAGACUGAUUUUCUAACAUAAGUGAAACAUAACCAAAAAAAAAAUGUAAAAGAGCAAGAUAUGUAAAGAGAAAUCCCUCGCGUAGAGUAUGAUUAUUUUGUUGUGUGUGGGAUAACGACGGUAUCACGGCGUGUGCGACGGAUCACGACGUGCGUUACGCAAAACAAAAAAAACCUAACCCUACAUUGAACUACUUCCUCCUCCACACAAACACACACCCCCACACACACACACACCAAUCGCUCGUCAUUGUUCGCAGUUCGCGAGGUUAGCAACUAGGAAAAUAAAAAUGAAGAGGAGGAAGAAGGUGAUGCAAGAAAAAAAAAUUCAAAACGCAAAAACAAAAGAUGCAACACUUUUCUCGACACUUAUGUACAAGUACAAGAUUUCAUAAAUAAUCCAUACACGCACAUGCUCAUUAUGGUCAAUGUUGCUUGAUCACAGUAGUUAAAUCGAAACAAAAGUUGGGGGAAAGAAAUCAAAACCCCCCGAGAAGGGAAACAUUCACACACAAACACACACGGACAUACGCAAACACACCACGCAAGGAUGCUAUUUUAAUGUACUUUAAGGUCUCAAUCGUUCGUAUAGCUCCCAUUGUAUCGUUACCACGUAGAUAUUGUAUAUUUCUUCGAAUGCGUGUUGAUUCUUUGCCAUCAUUUUGCGAACGAACUAAAAAAAAAGAAAAAAAAACGGGGCGGCAUUACACACAGUCACGCAGGAAUCGGCACACCGUUUGGGUUUGGAGUUACAAAAUCAAGAACUGCAACCAAAAAAAAAAAAAAGGAAUCAUACACACAGAUGUAGCUUUAAGCCUAUUGGGAAACUGAAGGAUACGGGUUCAGCGAGAUCAACAAAUCCCAA